Neofelis nebulosa (Clouded leopard) is the source of this 2016-nucleotide messenger RNA. Its product is annotated as olfactory receptor 5G29-like. Gene Ontology annotation, biological process: G protein-coupled receptor signaling pathway; sensory perception of smell. The record is from RefSeq and is a predicted model, not a curated record. Bases 1272 to 1628 code for a protein of 118 amino acids. Lineage: Eukaryota; Metazoa; Chordata; Mammalia; Carnivora; Felidae. Gene Ontology annotation, molecular function: olfactory receptor activity; odorant binding. The transcript has 4 exons. Gene Ontology annotation, cellular component: membrane.
UGAAGUUUCACACACUGUUUCCCUGGGCACUUUAAAAAGUAAAUCCACUCAUUGAAUACAGGCAUUUUUCAAAGAUGUAGAAGUCUUUUAUUUAACUCUAAAAACUUGGCGUUGACCAAGGAAAGAGGCAAAGCUAAAAUAAAACCAAGCAUUAUAUUUGGGGGUCUCAGAACUGCAAUUUGGGGGACACAGAUUUGGGUAGCAGCCCAAACUGUGUCCUCUCAGAGAACAAAAGUCAAGAGGUUAUGAAGACAUAAGAGAUGGCUUGUAUUUGUUGUUUACAAAGAAUUUUGAUUGGUGUUGGAGGCAGAAAACGAAACUGAAUAUAAUUUGUUGCUAAGGCUAUCACUAAGCAAAGUUUCCUAGUGUAGCAAGUUGCAGGUGUUUGGGCUGAAUCCUUGGAAUAUUUGUGGUUUAGCCCCAUCCAAAAGUUGAUGGUUUCACUGAUGAGGACGCACAAAAGGCCCAUCUCCUUUCUGGCCUCCUGGCUCCAUUUAAAAACCCCUAGACAUAUGUGACCUCAUUUCAUCUCCCAUUUCAGUGUCAAAGGGUAAGACUACAAAUUUUUCGGCCUUCUUCUAACUGUGACGGUAAAAAAUGCUCUGUUAUUACUUGUAUCCUAAUGGCAGAGGCUUACGUGGCAGGAAAGGACCUGGCUUGUUUCUAGAGGCUUGAGACAGAAAUCUCUAACAAGAAGUCUAUAAAAUUCCCUUUCGAAAAUGCCGGCAGGCAACACGGAGAUGUGUAUCAGUAAAGAAACAACGGCCUGAAACCUGCAACACUGUGUGGUAUCACCAAGGAAAACAAUAAUUUAAGCAUCAGAGUAAUUUGCUGUUUGCAUUUCAGUUUACUGCUGGCAAUGUGCCCUACUGUUGGGUUUGCUCUAGCCUCAAAAAGUUUACUGUUCCACUGUGAUUGUUCCAAGUCGCUCCCAAUUAUUGGCGGUUUCCUUUCCUAGGCUUCAUCAUCAUCGUCAUCGUCAUCAUCAUCAUCGUCAUCGUCAUCAUCGUCAUCGUCAUCAUCGUCAUCGUCAUCCUCCGAUGAAAUCAGCUACAAAUGUUUUUAAUUAUUGGAAGCAUCAGUAUUACUACCGUUUAUGGAGGAACUGCUAUGAAGCCUGUUCUCUGCUAAAAUGUUUGCUAACAUUUUAUAUUUACAACUCUUUAAGCCCCUCAUCCUUUUAGGUAUUGUUCCUCUUCCAUCGCCCCCAAGAUGCUGUGUGAUAUCUUUGCAUAGAAAAAAGUCAGCUCUCUCAGGGUUGUACCACACAGAUGUGGUUCUCUGGUUUCUUUGUGGUAUCUGAAUGUUUCUUCCUGACGUCCAUGGCACAUGACUGGUAUUUGGCCAUCGGAAUCCUCAGUGGCCUGAUCAUGAUGGUCUCCCAUGUUUGCAUCCUGGUGGCCAUCUGGAAGAUCCAGACUGCUCAUAGGAGGCAGAACGCUUUGCCCACCUGCUCCUCUCACCUGGUAGUUGUCUCCAUCCUGUAUGGGACUCUUUUCUUUAUCUCUGUUCGACCUGGCUCAAGUCCCUCCCUGGAUAUCAAUAAAGUGAUUUCUCUGUUGUAUACUGUGGUGAUGCCCAUGUUGAACCCCCUCGUCUACAGCUUGGGGAAUAAGGAGGAUGAUUAAAGGUGGUCUCCACGAUGAGCAGAAGUCUGAAGAAAAUUGCACAGAUACCUGGAGCACAGAUACAACAGGAGCCGAAGGAAAAGAGAGGAAGAUUCUGAGGUAGAAUCCUGUUCUGCCUGUUCCAAGAAUAGCAAGUGGACUGCAUGAGGUGAUGGCAGGUAAGAGAAUCUAGAUCUUUCUAUUCAUCCCCUCCAUUGAGCUCUUAGGAGGACUGAAUGGGUUAAUACUCUCAAAGCACUUUGAAGAAUGCCUUGCAUAUAGUAAACUUCUCCUGUGACAAGACUGACGUUCUGUGGCAACUUUUCUUGUGUGUGUGUGAAUAAAUAGAUGUCACCUGUUUUCUGAAAUUCCUUGAAGGAUUCCUUACUGCUUACAGAUAUAAAUUCAA